Molecule: messenger RNA, 2174 nt
Organism: Mangifera indica (mango)
Lineage: Eukaryota; Viridiplantae; Streptophyta; Magnoliopsida; Sapindales; Anacardiaceae
Product: aspartic proteinase 36-like
Exons: 10
Coding region: 198-1775 (525 amino acids)
Biological process (GO): proteolysis
Molecular function (GO): aspartic-type endopeptidase activity
Source: RefSeq, a predicted model, not a curated record
AGUGGGAAAUUCAAUUUGAAAGAUUUUGCAUUUAGUGCUUUUUUUCUUGCUUCACCUGAAUCCAUUAAAGCAAUUGAAGGACAUUUUCGACCUUCAAAUCAGCUGAUCUUCUCCCUCUCUCACGAGGAUAGCAAGAAGCUCAAUCUUUCUCUUUGAAUCCUCUCUCCGAAACACCCCAAAAAGUUAAUACUGAAAAAAUGUGGGCUCUGCGUGGUGUGAUCUCAGCGGUUUCGGCACUUCUAGUGCCGCUGUCGGUGGUGUAUAGUGUUGUUCUUCCAUUGGAGAGGGCUUUUCCAGUUAACCACUCACUUCCUCUGAGUCAACUCAGAGCUCGAGACCAUGCCAGGCAUCCGAGAAUCUUGCAAGGUGUUACAGGCGGCUUUGUUGACUUCCCAGUUCAAGGCUCCUCUGAUCCAUCUCUUAUUGGUGGCUCAUAUUGGCUUUAUUUUACGAAAGUGAAGUUGGGUUCUCCUUCUAGAGAAUUCAAUGUGCAAAUUGAUACCGGAAGUGACAUUUUGUGGGUUGCUUGCAGUACCUGCAGUAAUUGCCCUCAAAUCAGUGGACUUGGAGUUCAGCUUAAUUUUUUCGACACUUCUAGCUCAUCAACUGCUAGACCAGUUCCCUGUUCAGAUCCACUGUGUGCUUUAGAAAUUCAGACAGCAACUGAAUGUCCUCCUCAAAGUAACCUGUGCGGUUAUUCAUUUCAAUAUGAAGAUGAAAGUGGGACAUCAGGCUCAUAUAUAUAUGACACAUUGUAUUUUGACGCUAUUUUGGGUGAGGCUAUUACUACUAACUCUUCAGCGCCAAUUGUUUUCGGGUGUAGCACCUAUCAGAGUGGGGACUUGACUAAAACAGAUAAAGCAAUUGAUGGGAUAUUUGGAUUUGGCCAAGGGGAUCUGUCAGUUAUAUCACAACUGUCAUCUCGUGGGAUAACACCCAGAGCUUUCUCUCAUUGCUUAAAAGGAGAGGGCAAUGGAGGCGGUAAAUUGGUUCUUGGGGAGAUUUUGGAGCCAAGCAUUGUUUAUACUCCACUGGUUCCAUCAAAGCCUCAUUAUAAUAUAAAUUUGCAGAGCAUUUCUGUCAAUGGAACAUUAUUACCCAUUGAUCCAGCGGCAUUUGCAGCUUCAAAUAACAGAGAAACUAUUGUUGACUCUGGAACAACUUUAACUUACCUUGUAGAAGAGGCUUUUGAUCCUUUUGUUGAUGCUAUAACUACAAGUGUGUCACAAUCUGUGACUCCCACCGUAUCUAAAGGAAAACAGUGUUAUCUGGUCUCCACCAGGUUCAGUCUUAAACUUCAUCUUUCGGAUGAAUAUACUGUACUUACUUGCCCUUUAUUAAUUUGUAAACAUCUGAAGCUAAAUUUCUGUUUUCAAUUCAGUGUAUCCGAGAUAUUCCCCAUGGUUAGUCUAAAUUUUGAUGGUGGUGCAUCCAUGAUUUUAAAACCAGAAGAGUACCUUACACAUUUUGUUUUCUAUGGUGGUGCUGCGAUGUGGUGCAUUGGUUUUGAGAAAGUUCAAGGAGAAGUAUCCAUUUUAGGAGAUCUUGUUCUAAAAGAUAAAAUCUUUGUAUAUGAUCUGGCUCAGCAACGACUCGGAUGGGCUAACUAUGAUUGUUCCUUGUCUGUAAAUGUCUCAAUAACUGUUGGCAAGGAUGAGUUCAUAAAUGCGGGACAGCUUAGUGUGAGUAGUUCAUCAAGAGACAUGCUCUUAAAAAUGCUACUUUUGAGCUUCAUUGCUCUCCUCUUGCACAGCCUGGUGUUCAUGGAGUCCUAAUUUGUCUGAUUAUAAUAUAAACAUAUAUUUUGCCAUCCCCGAUUUGAUAUGGCUGAUAGCUGCUUAAUUCUUCCGGGGUUCUGGUUACUGGUAAUGAUAGCUGUCUUCAAGUGUUGAUUGGAAUUCAGCCUUUUGCUUGUAAAGGAUCAGCCAUCAAAAUCUCGUAGGUUGAGUGAGUAUUUUACAUCAAACUGGGCAACUGGAAGCAGAACAGAAUACAAUGAUUAUUUAUUUAUUGUGGUACCAAUAGAUAUAGAAGUUAUAUCAAAUUUGUAAUAUAUGUUUAUUUUAGCAACUCAAACUGUUCAUUUCUGUAUCUGCAUUGAUCAGAAAAAUGUCAUUUUUGAAAAGCUUUUCUGCUUAUAAUGCUGAAAGGCCUAAAAGGUUUCAAUUCCUACA